Messenger RNA from Parnassius apollo (apollo), 645 nucleotides. The record is from the annotation of a GenBank genome assembly. Lineage: Eukaryota; Metazoa; Arthropoda; Insecta; Lepidoptera; Papilionidae.
AUGUUAGAAAAUAUUAAAGAACAAAAUGACGAUAAUGUAUUCAGAGUUGUACCAAACAAUUGCAAAAAUGUGAAAUAUGUUUGUUCUACUCUUAAUAUUAAGGGUUGCAAUUCUGCUGCGCAACAAACACUUACUACCAAAGAUAUCGAAGCAUUAGCUGAACAAAAUGAAGUAUAUGCAAAGUCCACUACGGGAAUUAUUAGUGAAACGAAUUUAAAGACUGCUUGUGUUAAAAAUUGCAGUGAAGCUAUUAAUUUUGCUGAAGCACAUUUGGAUGGGGAGCAAGGUGUGGAAGUAAAUAACAUUGAUUUAAAAAUUGUUCAUCAAUCAGAAACUCAAUUAAUUACGAAAAAAGGGGUUCAAGAAAAUGUACAUGAGUUAAAGAAAACCAAUGUGGUGAAAGGCGACAAAAAAGUAGAUGGAAAAAAGAUAGAAGAGAAGAAAAAAUCAACAAUGAUAUGCAAGUUAUCCAACACUUUAUAUAUACUUUCUGAUGAUGAAGAUGAGCAACCUGGGGUAUCACAGAGUAUUCCAAAACCAAACAAUAACGAGCAGUGUAUAAGAGUUGAAUACAAUGAUGAUACUAUGUUAAUAGAUGAAGAUAUAUGCGCUAAAAAAAUUCUAUUAGUCAAAAUUCUCAUAUAG